This is a messenger RNA of Microthlaspi erraticum, 567 nucleotides long. The record is from the annotation of a GenBank genome assembly. NCBI's taxonomy places the organism in Eukaryota, Viridiplantae, Streptophyta, Magnoliopsida, Brassicales, Brassicaceae.
AUGUCAUUGGAGGUAGAGGAUCCAAUAGGCAAUUCCACUUGCAACCUCGAUACAGCUAUUUGGUAUUUUAACCAGCCUGACCAUAGCGUUACGCCUCCUAAAGGUCGCAUGGAAUUGGCUGUAACUCGCUGCUUAUUAGAGAAAGAGAUACGUUGCAAUCAAAUACUUCUGCUGGAUGAUUUCUACAGACGUGGUAUGCCCAAUUGGAUGCCUGAGGAUGCUCUAACUGGCAGUGAUAAGCUGCAAUACUACGAGAUGAAAGAAUCAGAGGUUGAACAAGAAAAGGAAUGGCUUCAUCUCUACGCUCAACUCGCUUUGUUGGCCUUUGGAUUUUACCCGGAGCAUGACAGAGAAGAGCCAGUUGAGCUGAGAAAGAUAGUUGUGCAAACCAAAGAAGAUGUGGAGUCGAAGAACAAGGCCAGAGCCAAGAAUGCAUUCUUCUACAUUACCUUCAAGUGCAGUGGUGGUCAAGACUACAAGGCUAUCAUAAGAAGAACAACGGAGCAAUGGCCUGAGCAUAUGGCGCUUGAAGUCGAGUCUUUCAAAGCCCACCAUUAUAUAAAUUAA